Messenger RNA from Fukomys damarensis (Damara mole-rat), 1108 nucleotides. RefSeq names its product stromal cell derived factor 2 (gene Sdf2). Lineage: Eukaryota; Metazoa; Chordata; Mammalia; Rodentia; Bathyergidae. The transcript has 3 exons. The record is from RefSeq and is a predicted model, not a curated record. Bases 93 to 728 code for a protein of 211 amino acids.
CUUCCUUUAGUCCGUGGUUCAGCCUUCAGCUUCCGGUUCCGGGGAGGGGCUAAAUUUUCUUGGAGGAUUAAGGGGUCUGAGGUCCAGCUGGGAUGGCUGUUGUACCGCUGUUGUUGUUCGGGGGUUUGUGGAACGCUGUGGGAGCAUCCAGUUUGGCUGUCGUUACUUGCGGUUCUGUGGUGAAGCUACUCAACACGCGCCAUAAUGUCCGACUUCACUCACACGACGUGCGCUACGGGUCAGGCAGUGGGCAGCAGUCAGUGACAGGUGUAACUUCUGUGGAUGACAGCAACAGUUACUGGAGGAUACGGGGGAAGACUGCCACAGUGUGUGAAAGAGGAACCCCCAUCAAAUGUGGCCAGCCCAUUCGGCUGACACAUGUCAACACUGGCCGAAACCUUCAUAGUCACCAUUUCACUUCACCUCUUUCUGGAAAUCAGGAAGUGAGUGCUUUUGGUGAGGAAGGUGAAGGUGAUUAUCUGGAUGACUGGACAGUGCUCUGUAAUGGGCCCUACUGGGUGAGAGAUGGUGAGGUGAGGUUCAAACAUUCUUUCACCGAAGUACUGCUGUCUGUCACAGGAGAACAAUAUGGUCGACCCAUCAGUGGACAAAAAGAAGUGCAUGGCAUGGCCCAGCCAAGCCAGAAUAACUAUUGGAAAGCCAUGGAAGGCAUCUUCAUGAAGCCCAGUGAGUUGUUGAAGGCAGAAGCCCACCAUGCAGAGCUGUGAGUCCAGAGGUUCCAAGCCAAUCACUACACAGUAUUCAUAGACAUCUGUUGCUGCUUCACCCACGGGUUCCUGCCACGCAUCAUCUGGGCAGUGGCCAUGUCCUCAUGGAAAUAAAGAUGCACAACAGAAGGCAAUGGCUGUGUUUGGAAGCUGUAGCCCUUCAUCCUGGAAUUGGUUGCUCUCCCAUACCUGAGUCAAUUCUGAGUAGAGAACUUGCUGAUGAAAGCACAGAUGCUUUUAAUUCAUACUGAUAUAAGAAAUUAGACAAAUACUCUCUCUUAGCUGGGAGAUUUCUCCUCUUUGGGUGCUUGGCAUCAUGGAUUUUUUUUCCAGUACAUGUCUGUAGUACAUCAUAAUGAUUACAUUCAUUGUGGGGAGCU